UAUUAUUAACGAGAGUAUAUCUUUGUAUCUUCCUUUCUUCUUACAUUUUUCUAGGUUUUCACUGUAAACUUAGUAGUUUCUUCCUUAAACGAUUCGGAUUGUAAGAUUGAUAAUCGUAGGAAGGAAAGAUCUCCUUAACUAAGAAAUCUAGUUAUCAUAACCUUGUUUUUGAUGUCAGAUUUGAAGUGUAGUUCCAAGGUGGUGGUUGUUCAGUAACAAAAUGGAAGUAUUAGAUUUUAGGUUUUAACUGAAUCAUAUGUACUAUGUUUGUUAAUUUUGUGAAGUAUUUGUAACAAAAAAAAAUGGGAGGAUUCAGUGUGAGAUGUAGAGUAGCAAUUGUAGUAAUAGUAUCAGUGUGGAUUGGUCUGGCUGCUUUAUUUAAUUUGUUUAAAAAUGUUCCAAAUGGUUGUAUCAUGACAUAUAUGUAUCCAACAUACAUUCCCAUACCUACACCUGCAAAUGUUUCUUCUGUAAAGUAUGGAUUGUUCUUGUAUCAUGAAGGAUGGAAAAAGAUUGAUUUUAGUGAGCAUAUCAAGAAACUUAGUGGGGUACCUGUGCUUUUUAUUCCGGGCAAUGGUGGUAGCUAUAAACAGGUCCGUUCUGUGGCAGCAGAAUCUGAUAGGGCAUAUCAAGGGGGUCCGCUUGAGCGCACAUAUUAUUACGAAGCAUCAUUAGCUUCUGAAGAAAGUGAAAAUAGGGAUAUCUAUGGUUUUACGUUACCCAACCAAUAUAGUUCAAUGCUGGAUUGGUUUGCUGUUGAUCUUGAAGGAGAGCAUUCUGCUAUGGAUGGUCGAAUUCUUGAAGAACAUACAGAAUACGUUGUAUAUGCUAUCCAUAGGAUAUUAGAUCAAUAUAAAGAGUCCCGUGAAGCUCGGUCUAACGAAGGUGCUGAAACCACUGGAAGCUUACCACGAAGUGUAAUAUUGGUUGGUCAUUCCAUGGGUGGUUUUGUAGCCAGAGCUGCAGUUGUGCAUCCACAUUUAAGGAACGGAACAGUACAAACUGUUCUUACACUUUCAAGCCCACAUCAGUCGCCUCCUGCAGCACUACAACCAUCUUUGGGUCACUAUUAUUCUUACAUAAAUAAAGAAUGGAGGGAAGGAUAUGAGGUCCAAGCUACCCAUGCGGGCCGCUUGUUGUCGAAGUCUACGCUCUCUGAUGUUGUCGUUGUCUCCAUUUCAGGCGGUAUUCAUGAUUAUCAGGUUCGGCCAAAGUUGGAAUCCCUUGAUGGAAUCGUGCCCUCAACUCACGGUUUUACGAUAGGUACCAUGGGAAUGAGGAACGUGUGGGUUUCCAUGGAACACCAGGCUAUUCUAUGGUGCAACCAAGUUGUUGUACAAGUGUCACACACUCUUCUUACUAUGAUUGAUACAGAAACUGGUCAACCAUUUUCCAGUGUACCAAAAAGACUUACGGUGUUCUCCAAAAUGUUUCGUAGUGGGAUACCACAAAGUUUUAACUGGAUGAGGCAGCUGCAACCUUCCAAGAUUUCUACUGAAGUUCCUAUUUUGGAUAAAAAAAUUGCUGCUGGAUCUAGGGAAGAGACUCUCUCCCCUUGCCCCAAAUCAGUCCAUUGGAAUGAUGAUAGCCUUGAAAAGGACCUUUACAUUCAGUCAACUACUUUUGCUGUUCUAGCAAUGGAUGGGAGGCGGCGGUGGUUGGACAUCAAGAAUCUGGGAUCAAACGGAAAGAGCCACUUUAUAUUUGUCACAAACCUUGUUCCAUGUUCUGGGGUUAGACUUCAUCUUUGGCCUGUAAAAGGCAAAAUGUCUUUAGAAGUACCUUCAAAUCAAAAAAUUAUUGAGGUUACUUCGAAGAUGGAGCAGAUUCCAGCUGGACCAGCACCAAGGCAGAUAGAACCAGGUAGCCAAACUGAACAAGCACCUCCAUCAUCAGUAUUCCGCCUGGGACCUGAAGACAUGGAAGGUUUCCGGUUCCUGACUAUCUCAGUUGCACCUCGUCCGAGUGUGUCAGGUAGGCCUCCACCAGCAGCAUCCAUGGCAGUUGGUCAGUUCUUUAAUCCCGAGGAAGGGAAGAGGGAAUUCUCUCCUUCGUCUCUCUUACUUUCUAGCUACAUUGAUCAGGAGUUGCUGUUGGAGGAGGACCAUCCUCUUGCUUUCAAUCUAUCAUUCUCCGUAAGCUUAGGUCUUUUGCCAAUUAGCAUGUCUCUAAAAACCAGAGGCUGUGGAAUAAAAAAUUCUGGACUUCCAGUGGAAGAAGCAGGUGACGUCGAACAUAGCAGGCUUUGUAAACUUCGUUGUUUUCCACCUGCAGCUGUGGUUUGGGAUCCAGUAUCAGGCCUUCAGAUAAUUCCAAAUCUCUAUUCAGAGACAAUUUUGGUGGAUUCUUCACCAGCCUUCUGGGCAUCGACUCCAGGGUCUGAAAAGACCACAAUUAUGUUAAUGGUAGAUCCGCAUUGUUCAUACAAAAUCAGUGCGUCCGUAUCUAUUACUGCUGCUGCUGGAAGAUUUUUACUUAUGUACUCCUCACAGAUAAUUGGUUUCUCCAUUGCCGUGAUUUUUUUCGCACUGAUGCGGCAAUCACGUGCGUGGGAGCUUGACCUACCUCUGCCCUCCAUGCUGGCUGCAGUAGAGUCCAACCUCAUAAUGCCUCAAUCCUUUGUGCUUGUGGCAGUGUUGCCUAUUUUAAUUUCAUUGGUUAUUUCAUUGAUAAUAUCUCAGCCACUUCCCCCAUUCUUCAGCUACAUUACUGUCUCUCUGAUUUGCUAUGCAUUUGCAAAUGGGUGCGUCAUUAUUCUGAUUUUGAUAUCUCAACUAGCCUUCUUCGCCGUUGCCAUGGUGCAUACUUUCCUCAAAUUAAGAUGGCGAGGGUGGGAAGAAAAUCUUCGUUUUGUAGUUUUUAGACGGUUGCUCACAAUCUAUAAUCUCUUUUCCUUUAAGGCGGUCAGGAUACUCAAGGGAAAUCCAACUCUUGUUACUGCAGUGACUGCAAUUAUUCUUGUUUCUUUUGUUCAUCCCGCUUUUGGUCUGUUGGUACUCCUUCUGUCUCAUGCUCUAUACUGUCAUUCGGCUCUCUGUAGUUUUCUUGGGACUUCCUUUCGCACCCAUGCUCAAAAGGAGCAGCAAGAUUCUAAAACCAAGCACAAUGACAGGUCCCAGCAUAAGAUUAAAUCCGAUGGUGGGCUGGACCCACUUCUUCCUGUGGAGGAGAACCCUCUCAAUAGCCCAAACUCUGCAAGAAGCUAUAGUGAUACACAAUUAGAGAUCUUCAACUUCCGACAUGGUAUGCUAAUUUUGCACCUUCUCGCGGCUCUCAUGUUUGUCCCAUCACUUGUCGCUUGGCUACAGAGAAUUGGGCUUGGUCAGAGUUUACCAUGGUUUUGGGAUUCUGGUAUUUGUGUAUUUGUCAUUUUCCACGGUCUAAGUUCAAGACCUGGAUUUGAUUCCCUCUCAUUUCCCUUACCUGGUUUCCGAGGCAGGGAAGUUGGUUUGAGCUUCGUCUAUCUGCUCGCUGGAUAUUAUUGUUUUCUCUCUGCUCUUGCUUUAACUCCAUACAGAUCCUUUUACUCCAUGGCUGUAGUUGGAAUCGUAUCUACUGCUGUGACAGUAAUAGAGAGAAAGAGCAGAGAAAAGGGAGAGAUUCAUUUAACCUCCAGCAGGAAACAUUCUCACAGACAUUAACAAACUCCUUGUCAAAAAAGCUAUACACAUACCUAAAUCUUAGAUGGGUACAAGUUAUGUUGUAAAUUUUUCUUUGUCAGGUUAUAUUUUCUGGUAUAAUGAUAAGCAUCACGGUUUAGCAAUUUUUUGAGUGAGAGAUCUUUGGAACCAAGAGAAUAGAUUAAUGUAGAAAAAAAGAUGAGGGAAGCUAAUUGUUUCUGACAGGGUUUGUGUUUCAGUACUGUUUUGUUUGUAUCGUUGUUGUUGCACAUUUCAUUGAAUUGGACCAAACACUGCACAGAACUUAUUAUAUUCAUCUUCAAUAUACUUGAUCAGCACUGUAAACAA
Messenger RNA from Papaver somniferum (opium poppy), 3968 nucleotides. RefSeq lists its product as uncharacterized. Bases 303 to 3641 code for a protein of 1112 amino acids. NCBI's taxonomy places the organism in Eukaryota, Viridiplantae, Streptophyta, Magnoliopsida, Ranunculales, Papaveraceae. Gene Ontology annotation, molecular function: hydrolase activity, acting on ester bonds. The record is from RefSeq and is a predicted model, not a curated record. The transcript is spliced from 18 exons.